Messenger RNA from Trypanosoma brucei brucei TREU927, 150 nucleotides. RefSeq lists its product as hypothetical. The record is from RefSeq and is a predicted model, not a curated record. The transcript has a single exon. Lineage: Eukaryota; Euglenozoa; Kinetoplastea; Trypanosomatida; Trypanosomatidae. The coding region runs from base 1 to 150 and encodes 49 amino acids.
AUGCCCGGGAAAGGGGAGGGGCAGCGGGUUUUUCCUCACCCAAGAAUCCUGGUGCCUGUUCUCGACUCAAGCCUGGUUGUCGCGGGCCAUCCGCAGCGGCAUCGCAGUUUCCCAAAGAGGGCGGUAGUGCUCAGUCUCCUAUUCGCAUGA